This is a messenger RNA of Acaulospora colombiana, 667 nucleotides long. The record is from the annotation of a GenBank genome assembly. NCBI's taxonomy places the organism in Eukaryota, Fungi, Glomeromycota, Glomeromycetes, Diversisporales, Acaulosporaceae.
AUGCUUUGAGGGAAUACGCCUACGACGCCGAAAUUGCGGGCAUAAGUUACAACAUAUAUGAUAAAGUUGAUGGCAUUUCCGUCUCUGUUAGAGGAUAUAACGAUAAAAUCCCGAUAUUAUUGGAAAAAAUACUUCUAUACAUGAAGAAUUUUACGGGCGAUCCCAAUAGGUUUACUGUUAUUAAAGAAAGACUUGAAAGAAAUUAUCGGAAUUCAUUAUUAGGGGCGCCAUAUAUUCGCGCCUCAUAUCACCAUUCUUGUGUGUUUCUUAAUAAGAUGUGGACUGAUAGAGAAAAGUUAGGGGUUUUAGAAGAUAUUACGCUUAAUGAUGUCCAAUUAUUUUAUACGGAAUUGCUUGCCCAUCUGCAGAUUGAGGCUUUAAUACACGGAAAUAUGUUAAAAGACGAAGCAUUGAGGUUAGCACAGAUGGUGGAAGAUAUCUUGAGACCUAAACCUCUUUCACCCUCGCUAAUUACCGGGCUUCGUGCAAUAAUUUUACCCGAGGGGAAAAAUUUUAUUUAUCAACAAGACGUGUACGACCAAAAUAAUAUUAAUUCGGCAAUAGAAUAUUACAUACAAGGCGGUGAUGUGAUGGACGUGAAUUUGAAGGCAAAGUUUAAUCUGAUAGCACAAAUCUCUCGCGAACCGUGUUUUGAUCAAAGAGAGGA